Perca fluviatilis (European perch) is the source of this 5076-nucleotide messenger RNA. RefSeq names its product transmembrane protein 198a (gene tmem198aa). Gene Ontology annotation, cellular component: cytoplasmic vesicle; plasma membrane. The transcript is spliced from 8 exons. NCBI's taxonomy places the organism in Eukaryota, Metazoa, Chordata, Actinopteri, Perciformes, Percidae. Gene Ontology annotation, biological process: positive regulation of canonical Wnt signaling pathway. The record is from RefSeq and is a predicted model, not a curated record. Bases 713 to 1879 code for a protein of 388 amino acids.
ACCCCCCUAUCGUGCUGCAGGAAUGGUUUAACCCGUUACCCACAGUGAGCGAGACAGAGAGCACAAAGGAAGCGCAUAUACACUGGUCGUUUACAAGGGAUAUUUAUGAAAGCUUGAUGUAAACACGGAAUAAAAACCGCAAGGCAGCAUUUCCAUUUCCCGUCGCAGUGGUCCAUUAUCGGCGUUCAAUAUUACAUGAGGUAGCCUACCUACCGGCUAGCAACAACGCGUCUGUCUGGACACCGAAAGGCAGACAGUAAGUGUGAAAUUGAAGAGGAGUUGAGCAUUGUUUCAUCUUCGCUUUAGGCUUUUCUGGAGUUGCUCACUGUUUUUUUGUAGUUGUUGUUUUUUUGUUGGACCGAGCCCGGUUAACUGAGAUCAUGAUGUUGGGGUUUUCAAGCAAACAAAUGGAGAUUCUCUUCUUCUCUUUUUAAAAACAGUUUUUUUUUUUCUUUUUGGACUUGGGGAUGACAAAGGAAACACACGCUAAUAUGUUGCAUUUCUGAGUGCUGAUGGUGUGCUUGUUGCGACCAAUAAAGCUACAGGUCAAAUUGAAAUCUGUUCUUCCUACUCUAGCUAGGCACAAUAUGAUGGUAGACACGUCUCAAUGGGUGAGGCCCACUGAUCCAGUCAUCCCCUGCACAUCCCCUCCACCCCUCCCCCCUGCCCUCCUUUGUUCCCCUAAACUCCAACCCACUUCACUUCAGUCACCAUGACUUCCACCGGCCACCUGCUGGGUUUGGCUGAGGUGGGGCUGAGGUGUGACCAGGAGAUUGAGAGGAGAUAUGAGAUUGUUCCCUCAGUGGUCUGCUCCAUGUGCUGCCUCUUUGGAAUCAUCUACUGCUUCUUUGGCUAUCGAUGCUUCAAGGCCGUAUUGUUCCUCACAGGCCUAAUGUUUGGCUCUGUGGUCAUCUUCAUGCUGUGCUACAAGGAGAGGGUGAUGGACACUCAGCUCAGCGUCGAGGCGUCAGUGGGCAUUGGCCUGGGUAUCGGGACCCUGUGUGGCCUUGUGACCAUGUUGGUUCGAAGUGUGGGGCUGUUUAUGGUGGGCCUGCUGCUGGGCCUACUGGUUGGAGUGGCUUCACUGGUGGUUAUGGAGGAGUUCUACCACCCCAGAACAGUGUGGGUUCCUCUGGGUAUUCUCCUGGGUUCUGGGACGCUAUUUGCCGUCCUCACUCUUCAGUGGCAGCGCUGCUUCGUCACCCUCUCCACCGCCACAUUCGGCUCUGCCAUCAUCACUGUCACCGUGGAUUACUUCAUAGAGCUGUUCGCCUUGGUCCACUACGUCUACGAGAGACUCAGGGUGGCACCAAAGAAGCCAGUCUGCUGGUUUACUUGGGUCAUCUUGGGGGUGUGGCCUGUCCUGGCCCUCCUCGGAGUGCUGAUCCAAUGGAAAGUCACUGCAGAGGGAUUUUCUCACACAGAGGUGGUUUUGAGUCGACAGCAACGGAGGGUCCAGCUCAUGCGGAUCCGACAGCGGGAAGAGAGGCUGAAAAAGGAAAAGGAGAACAAGAAGAAGAAAAAACGAGAGAACCAGAAAACCAGCCACAAGCAGAAACCCCACACCAAUCACCACCACCAGCAGUACCAUCACCCAGCGGCCUCCCACCCUCAUCACCAAGCCCAGAGCUCUCAGCCACCUAAAGUCCCUCCUCCUCAGACUGAACCCGGCUACCACCGCAAGGCCAACCCUAAAAGGCGCUUUGAUGGAGAUGUGCUGUCACCGAGCUACAUCAGGAGUUUCAGGGACAGACAAACAGACAGACGAGCGUACUCCCACAGUCGAAUGAUGAGCCGCUCCCGGAUGGCCGAACUCGACUACGACUGCGGCUCUCGAGUGCCCCUCACGGCUCCCAGUGGACCCCCAGUACGCAUCUGAGACGGAGAAAUGCACAUCCACACACACAACCUCACACACACACAAUCGCACAAGGCUACUUCAAACCUCUUUGUCACAGUUAGGGGUAGAAAACCUAACCCUGCUGUGCCAACCUAAUCAACUGCCUACAGGAACUCAAUAUGUCCCACACUGGUUUUCUCCUCUCAGACCUGUAAGAAGUUGUAUUUAUUUGGCCAGUUCGGUCAUGUUGUGUUUUUUUUAUGAAUGUCAAGACACAAGAGCUGAGCCUCUUCUUUUGGAUGGAGUAAGAACUGAUUGCUUGGUCAAAUCUCGAACAUGAGUCAUUACAUACCGUAUUUCUUCAACUUUAAACUUGUUACGUUACCAUACUGGUCCGGGGGACACUGGAAAAAAUAGACCUGUCUGGUAGGGAGUUGAUUGAAAUAUUUGAUUUAAAGAAUCUUCUGAUUGCUUCAAGCCAUAAGAAGUUUUCUCUCAGACUGCAGUGGAGGAAGGAAUCAAAACACUAAUUUCACCGCAUGAGGGAUGCAUUAUUUUUUUUUAAAUGCAUUACGUGGCUUUCAUGGAGUCAAGGUAGCACUACCUUCAAAAAACCUUCCACAAUAUCUUUAGUUCAAGGGUUGUUAUUAUUAUUAUUUUUAGAUAAUUUUUUGGCAUUUUAGGCCUUUAUUUGAUAGGAAAGCUUAGACAUGAAAGGGGAGAGAGAGGGGGAACGACAUGCAGCAAAGGGCUGCGGGUCAGAAUCGAACCUGCAGCCGCUGCCGCGAGGACUGAGCCUCUGCACAUGGGGUGCACGCUCUACCAGGUGAACUACCCCGGUGCCCCCCAGUUCAAGGGUUAUUAACGAGGAAAUUAUUUGCUUCAAGGAUUCCAUUAAGAGCGCUCAGAGGAAAAUGACAGAACAACAACAAAUAACACAGCUAACACUGACACAGAAAGACAGCUCUUCUUCAUCAUCUUCUUCACUGAAAGGUCAUGUGUGAAGUACAUGAUGUCAGCCUGAUAUCUUCACUGAUACCCUGUCAAUCCAGAGAUGGCAGCGCAAGUCAAAAAGCUGAAAAAGUGGCUGCUUUUAGGUGUGCAUCAGCUCAGAGUUCACACUGAAGACAAUUUUUAUGUUAUUUCACCCACGAAUCCUCCAUGUGUCAUUGCCUACACUGGUGCCAUUUUCCAAGGGGAAUCUCAUAACUCUCCUUUUGCCCUCCAUCGCCAGCUGUUUUACCACACGGACCUGAGCAGGAGACACAUCCGUACCUCCCAUCUAAUUUCCCAUUUCCACUGAAUUUAAAAUAUUUUUUUAAGCUGCUGUAUGUCAUUAUCUUUGUUGUCAUGUUUUUAAGUGCUCUGAUGUCCCUUUUGCUCUUCUAACCCUAAAAAAAAUCUUAAAUUUGUCAGCUAUUUGUCUAAAUAUGCUGUUAAGGCACAAAGACAAUACAUUGCUAUCUGGUCAUUCAUGGCAGAGUUAAAUAUAGUGUGUUUGUGUGUGUGAGUGGACACAGGAGCCCUGUGGCAAGUGAUGGACUGCACCAAAUUUUGGCCAAGGAGAGGGGGUUUCAUUGUAAUGUAUGUAAAAUAUGCUGUAUUGUUUUUCCUCUUUUUGCCAAUUUACUGGUCCAAUUAAAGAUGUGAAUCUUAUAGUUUGGAUGCAGUGUUCAAUGAUGAGAAGGAGGAGGAGGAAGAUAAUCUCCUGUAAAUGAUAAGACAGUGAAAAGAUGAAAUCAUUUGCAAAUAGCGCCCUCUAAUGUUUACUACUGGCCUUUUUUUUUCCUAGACUUACUGUUUAUGUGUGCAUAUGUUUGUGUGUUACAUGCAUCUGCAUAUGAGUUGCUUUUAAAAUCAGAUGUGCUCCGAACAUUGAUAUUGUUGUACUGAACAUCCAGAGAGGUGAAGGGAGUUAGAUUUGUACAGGAUGGAACAAUGGAACUAUUUUUGUUUUAUUUGAACCUCUUUGAAAUUGACGUACUGUAGUUCCCCACAAUACACACCAACACUACCAAUGUUACAAUUCCCACUGAGACUAAAUGUUACUACAAAAAGACUUGGAUUGUGUUUUAUGUACAUUUUUGGAGAUUUUACUUUUGAGGUUUAGAUAAACAAAAACAUUCCACGGUACUGUACUUAAGAUGGGAUGUGACAGGCUUAGCACUAGAGGACCGAUCAUUACCACCUUAACCCAUACUGCAUGAGAAUCCUUGUGUAACUGUUUCCAAUGUGUCAGUAUUUUAGUGUGUCCCUGUUGUCAUGUGAAAACCUCAGAUUUCCAGUUAUAGUUUGUUGGUCCCAGGGUGCACAAAACACAAUCCACAUUGGCUGGAUGAAGGACAAACUCUUCUCUUCUCUUCUCUUCUCUUCUCUUCUCUUCUCUUCUCUCUAUGAUGUCCAGGUAAAGGGCUUUGAAAAGACAUUAAAACAAUUUCCCUCCUAUUGACAUGCAUUAUGCUAACUCACUUUCUAAUCUACUGUAUCAUUGUUAUCAUUGUAACAAUAAUGUUUUGCAGUAGUGGCUGUUCAAGUGUUUUUUGGCUUUUGCUUUCACUUUAGUCCUGUUUGGGUCUUCUUUUGGGGUUUUACUGUCGAGCGUUUUUAACAUCACUGUCUUUACAUUUUAGAAAAAUAAAAAUUUACAAAAUGGUAAUUUGAAACAUAAUAGGCCCCGUUCUUGUCUUUGGGGACAACAUGAAUUAUUGUAAUUAAAUUGUCAGUUAUUUUUAUUAGCUUUUUUUAAUUUUUGUUUUCAUUAUUUUUUGUGAUUGCCUGUCACUGCUGAAUAUACGUGAGGAAACACUUGUUGUAGAUAUUGAACUGUAAAUGAUUUUAAAAUGUACAGACGUUUUCUUUCAUUUUCAUGUUUACACCAUGAUCACUUAUGUCAUUUAUCCAGCUGAUUGUAUCAGACAUGUUUUAUAUUGCGUUACUACUGUAUGUCCAAUUGGUUUGAUUUGGCUGGGUGCUGGAAGCACUUGUGUCAUUCUCAUCCUGCUGUUUCAUCGUGUAAUGUUGAAAAUCAGCAAACAAACUGAGCCUUGACUCUGAUUAUCAGCUACCUUCAGUAAUUCAAUAGUUGCUCCACAUUUUGAGAAGAGACGACAAUUCAUUUUCUUUCCACGCUGUUUAAAUGUGUACAAAUCACCUAAUAAUUAUUAUUAUUAUUAUUAUUGAUAGCAUGAAUUUAUAUGGACCUAAAAUAUGAUAAACAUUGUUAUUCUACAAUCUAA